This is a messenger RNA of Cydia strobilella, 1084 nucleotides long. RefSeq lists its product as uncharacterized. Lineage: Eukaryota; Metazoa; Arthropoda; Insecta; Lepidoptera; Tortricidae. Gene Ontology annotation, biological process: regulation of proteolysis; proteasome-mediated ubiquitin-dependent protein catabolic process. The record is from RefSeq and is a predicted model, not a curated record. Gene Ontology annotation, cellular component: cytoplasm. The transcript has 2 exons. Gene Ontology annotation, molecular function: ubiquitin protein ligase binding. The coding region runs from base 111 to 998 and encodes 295 amino acids.
CGAUAGUAUAUAGUUUUGUUCUUUAAGUUCUUUUAUUAAUUUUAUCAUAACACAUCACGUAGGUAUUGUUAUUGUAUUGCUGUAACCUGAGCGGAUACUAAUCCCUAAAAAUGGUUCAAUUGGAUGUAAGGACAGAACAGCGUGGCCCAGCUUUGAAAUUAAUAUUAUCAGUAAUUAGGUCGUCAGACGACAAUAGCGAAGUGACCACUGAAGCUAUUGAUGUUGAUGGUUUAGCUUCAAUUCUUGGAACAUUUCGGCCAAAUACUUCAAAUGAACUUCAACUUCGUAUAGGAAUGAAGAAGAAUGAAAAAGCGAAGAAUUUAGUAGUUACUAUAAAAAUAACUUUCGAUAAAUAUGUUAAGGAGAUAUCUUGUCCUGGCGAAUGGGUAGAAAUUAUAUUAGAACCAACAAUACGAACUAACGCAUAUUUUACUUUUAAUGGCAAGUAUGGUUACACAUAUACUAUAGUUCUAAAUAUUACUGCGCAUGCUGUAUCAUCAUUGACUUCAUAUGUCAAUAAUCAACUUUAUGAAGAUACAGAGUUUACUGACUUUCAACUUACAACAUCCGAUACAGAUACCGUACAAACUGUAGCGGUGCACAAAGCUGUGCUGGUUGUCCACAGUUAUACAUUUAAAGCAAUGCUAAGGAAGUCAUGGAAGGAAACAGAAGAAAAUAGUAUGAAGUUAGACGGAACCACUUUGCAGACGCUUCAGGACUUAAAGCAAUACAUGUAUUUAGGCACACUGCCCAAUGAGGGACUUGAGCCAUUGCUGAUCAUUGCUACUCGCUACAUGAUGGAAAAACUUGAGACAGAUUGCAUCACUCAACUGAUCACAUCACUGAAGCCAGAGAACUUUGAUGCUCUUAUUGAAUUUGCCUGUCAAAACAACCUGCCUCAACUAAUGAGAGCUCUUGUGUUCAGAAUUCCAGAUGAUGUUCUGGAUGGUGCCUACCAAUUCAAGGUUAAAGAUAAAAAAUCUGAAGAUAUAGAAUAGUCUUGACUAAGUUUCUUAAUGUUUCGUUACAUAUGUAGUCUGUGGUUACAUUCUAGACUCUGGCUAAUGAAAGUUGAGCCUGAAAA